AUGUAUGGUCCUCGUCCCCAACCUCCACCCCUUGAAUAUAGUUUGGAAGAUUUCUUGAAGCACCAACCUGCCAAGUUUGAUGGCAAGGCGAGACCUGACCAUGCAAACCAGUGGAUGAAGGAUAUGGAGCACAUCUUUGAUGCCAAGAGAUGCCCCAAUGAGAAAUACUUCCCAAACAGCGUGAGAUACGCAAAGGAGGUGGAGUUCCUCCAGCUGACACAGGGGGACAAGUCAGUGGGCGAGUACGCCGAGAGGUUCAAGCAUCUGGGGCGUUUCUACACCAUGCCGCUCGAUGAGGAGUGGCGUUGCAGAAAGUUUGAGAAUGGUCUUAGAGGAGACAUUCACUUGAUGGUAGCCCCACUUUCCAUCAAGGACUUUGCGGCCUUGGUGGAAAAAGCCAGAGUCAUGGAGCGAAUGAAGGUAGAGGUAGAAGCCCAGCAACAGCCACAACAGAGGGUUAGCAGAUCAUCUAGGUCCAGGCUGAGAGUUGAAGAGAAGAAGAAGUCGAUCCAGUGCCAUCAUUACGGAGGACCACAUGUGAAGAGUUUUUGCCCGCAGCUAUCUGGGUUCCGCAGGUUCAACCAUUGUGGUAGGGAGGGCCACUUUGGCAGAGACUGUCCGACCUUGAGGAGGACCGUGGCACGACCUUCAUCACAGACUCCGAGUCAAACUCAGCAGAGGAGGGGAGGCAGCAGGCCUCAGGCAGCAAGCAGGGUCUAUGCGAUGACGGGGUCAGAGGUAGUGGGUUCAGGUAACCUCGUCGUUUGUUGUUGUGUGAUUUAUGGCAAGUCUUGUUGCGUGCUUUUUGAUUCUGGAGAAACACACUCUUUUGUGUUGGAGUCUUGUGUGCGGGAGUUGGGUCUGUCGGUGUGUGAACUACAGUUUGAUCUCAUGGUAUCUACUCAGGCAUCUGGGUUGGUUAGGACUUCUGCAACUGGGAAUGUUUUAUUUUAA
Messenger RNA from Vigna unguiculata (cowpea), 954 nucleotides. RefSeq lists its product as uncharacterized. NCBI's taxonomy places the organism in Eukaryota, Viridiplantae, Streptophyta, Magnoliopsida, Fabales, Fabaceae. The record is from RefSeq and is a predicted model, not a curated record.